Molecule: messenger RNA, 879 nt
Organism: Aspergillus steynii IBT 23096
Lineage: Eukaryota; Fungi; Ascomycota; Eurotiomycetes; Eurotiales; Aspergillaceae
Exons: 1
Source: RefSeq, a predicted model, not a curated record
CCCCCGGAUGAGGAUCACACCUGUGACCAUCCCUACCAUUCUCAAUACUGGGAGGGAAACCUCCCUCCUCUCCUCUUCCGCCUGGACCCACCGAUGGAUCGCGAGCACGGAGUUGUAGAAGAGUUGGAAGAGCAUGGAGCAGUCGUCACUGGCCAUGACGGCGCUCCCAUUCGCGACUUCCCAUUCCUGCCGCGCUAUGUCUCGUCGAACCCCCCUACAUGGCUCGUCGAGUACUGGAUGCGCACCGAUGCUCGUCUGACGUACAGAGACAUCAAGGCCCGAAUGACCGCUCCCCGGGACGAGCAGCCCACCGAGAAUGCGUUGAAUAUGCGUCGCGAGAGAGAAGUCCGCAAUCCCCUGGGUCUCUCCUGCUGGGCCGCCCGUCGGGGCAGGACCAGUCGAGUUUCCCGGGUGGAUCUAGAGCGCAUGGAGCGUUGGACCUACGACCAGAUCUAUAUGAACACGACAAUGGAUAUAGAGUACAGGUUCACCGGCUCCUCCAGUCAUCCGGUCCCUUUCCGUCUGCGGUCUAAGUCCCUCACCUCCGAGCCCGUGCCAGCCGUCUACUUCAACCUGGACACUUUUGUGGAAGGCGACGGCUCCCAUGUACCGUCAGAGAGGACCAUCACCGCAAUGGACACCUUCUUCGAAGUCUCUGAGAGAGCGUUGGCUAGGGGGCUGGACUCGUGGCGGCGUCUUCCGCGUGGUGACAUUCCCGUCGCCUGGAAGCCCUAUGCAGAAAUUCCGAGGCCGCCCAGCGCAAACAUCGUCGAUGUCCAGGACGAGGGGGAGGGGGAGUAUGACGAUGACGAUGAAUACGAUGAGAAUGAUGAUAAAAAUGAGGAAGAAGAUGACGCAGAUGAUGAAGCUUCCGAAUAG